Molecule: messenger RNA, 1450 nt
Organism: Diabrotica virgifera virgifera (western corn rootworm)
Lineage: Eukaryota; Metazoa; Arthropoda; Insecta; Coleoptera; Chrysomelidae
Product: nuclear receptor subfamily 2 group E member 1-like
Exons: 8
Coding region: 14-1369 (451 amino acids)
Biological process (GO): regulation of transcription by RNA polymerase II; cell differentiation; anatomical structure development
Molecular function (GO): nuclear receptor activity; RNA polymerase II cis-regulatory region sequence-specific DNA binding; zinc ion binding
Source: RefSeq, a predicted model, not a curated record
UUACCUGUACCAGAUGGACGAUUCAUGCGUAAGCAAUCAAAAGACCGAAAGUUUUUGCAAAGUGUGUGGAGAUAAGGCUUCUGGUAAACAUUAUGGUGUAGCUAGCUGUGACGGAUGUAGAGGAUUCUUCAAAAGAAGCAUUAGAAGAAAUCUGGAGUAUGUUUGUAAAGAAAAUGGAAACUGUAUAGUUGAUGUUACUAGAAGAAAUCAAUGCCAGGCGUGCAGAUUUAAGAAAUGUCUUCAAGUAAACAUGAAGAGAGAUGCUGUUCAACACGAACGAGCUCCUCGCACCAGCCAUCCAUCACCCCUACAUCAUUACCAUCUUGGAUUGGGAGCCAGACUGAGACCUUUUUCGUUUGCUCCUAUCGGUAAUGUCUCCAGCAUCAGCGGCAUACCACUACAAAUACAAAAUCCUCCUUUACUGGACCCUAUGAUGUCCCAAAUUCCGGGACAUUAUUUCCACCAAGGACUCAUUUACCCUACGGCUUCGAUAUUGGGGGCGUUUGGAAAACAACCGACAGGGAUGCACUCAGGACUCAGUAUUUCAAGCUCACCUUACACUAUGCAGAAGCAACAAAAUAAUUUGACAAAUCCAACCUCUUCACCUCGGUCUCCACGCAGUAUCAUUAAAGAUGACGAAGUAUCCAGUUCAGAAGAAAUUGCUCAAAAUAAAUCAUCAGAAGAAGAGUCAAUCCACGAAGAAUCAUCUUCGCGUCUAGAAUUACCAAUUGAUCCUUGCAGACCUACCUCCGUUAUAAGGCAUUUGGAAGUGCCGUAUUUGAACCUCUUUCCUGCUGAAAACGUUUAUGAAUCAGCAGCAAAAUUGCUUUUUUUAGCUAUCAAGUGGGCUAGGACAAUACCUUCAUUUUUACAGUUAUCAUACAGAGACCAAUCCAUUCUCCUAGAAGAAAGUUGGAACGAACUGUUUGUGCUGACAGCAGCACAAUGGGCAUUCCCUGUAGAUGAAGCAAUAUUAUUAAGUAAUGUAGUGGCUCCCACUUCCCGCCAGGUGUUCUUGGAAGACGACGCCAGAAAAUUAAAAGAAAUCAUAGCAAGACUUAACUUACUAAGGGUGGAUCACACUGAACAUGCUUGUUUGAAAGCAUUGGUACUGUUUAAAGCAGAAAGCAGAGGUCUGUGUGAACCAACUCACGUAGAACUCCUUCAAGACCAGACUCAUGUCAUGCUACACGAAUAUUGCUCUCAAAAACAAAACAUCCACAAAGGAAGAUUCGGCAAAUUGUUGCUCACUCUUCCAGCUGUUCAGUCCGUUUCUAGGAGAGGACUGGAGGAACUUCUGUUUAGACAGACAGUGGGAGACGUGGCCAUAGAUAGACUCUUGGGAGACUUAGCGAAAGCUGCUGGAUAAAGGGGAGCGUGUAUAUAAAAUUUAAUGUUUGUGUAUGUUCUGUAAAAUAUUGUAAUAUUUUUGUGUUUUUUUUGUAUAAUA